Molecule: messenger RNA, 985 nt
Organism: Drosophila grimshawi
Lineage: Eukaryota; Metazoa; Arthropoda; Insecta; Diptera; Drosophilidae
Exons: 3
Coding region: 84-857 (257 amino acids)
Source: RefSeq, a predicted model, not a curated record
AGGGCAUACUGAAUGGAGUCAGUUCGACAAUAACCUCUGCCGAGAUCGGACUCAAAAGGGUAGGACUAUAAUAUUCAAGAGUCAUGAUGCGUACAACAGCGCUGUUUCUGCUGAUUGUGGCUCUCGCCCAUGUGGGCGUGGCACAUGUGGUGCCAUUAACUCUUCCAGUGGCUGGCACUUAUUUGUUGGCGCCAGCUACGCCAGUUUUGCUGCUGGUGCAGCCUGCGCCCGAGGACGAUGGCAGCUAUAAGCCGUCAAUCAGCGAGGAUGAUGGACUGUGGAAGCCACAACCAGGUCUAGAGGGUGAAUACGUUGAAUCCUCGACUGGCGAUGCGAUUGCGAGUGAUGCGAAUGACGGGCUCUUAAUUGACAGCUCAGGCUCUGCGACGGGCAGUUCGGGUGGUGCUGAAGGUGCCGAUGGUGGUGCGGGUGCUGGCGGUGCUGGUGGCGCUGGACAAGGUGGACAGCCUGGAGGUGUCUUGGGCGGUGCAGGUGGAGGAGGUGGUGCUGGCGGUGCAGGUGGCGCUGGUGGUGGCGGUGGUGGUGCUGGGGGUGGUGGCGGUGGCGGCGGUACACUCACGUCCGGAGAGAGCGGACAAUCGGGACAGCCUGGCGGCCCAAGUCCAGUCGGGUCACAACCAGAUGGUGAGGACGGUGCGAAUGGAGCUGAUGGCCCCGACGGACCCGAUGGCUCCAAGGGUGGCAAAGGUGGUGCCGGUGGGCAGGGAGCACGUAAUGGUGCUGGUGGCGGCGGCGGUGCCGGUGGUGCUGCACCACAGCCCCCAGCGCCCACAGCUGUGCUACUUCCGGUGCCUGUCUGGCCGCAACCGGAACACAAUUUGAUCGACUUGGUCUAGACAAAUACCCCAAAAAGAUGAACUCCACGUUAAGGUAGCACGUUAAGUCAUCUCUGUUCUUAGCAAUAGUUCUAAGCCAAUCAAAGCAAACGAAUAUUAAAAUUCGAAGAAGCACCAGCAAACCUCAA